This is a messenger RNA of Podarcis lilfordi (Lilford's wall lizard), 3552 nucleotides long. The record is from the annotation of a GenBank genome assembly. Lineage: Eukaryota; Metazoa; Chordata; Lepidosauria; Squamata; Lacertidae.
AUGAGCACAGACGGUAGGCAUGUGAUUCAUUUUCAGCAAAGACUGCCUGUAAAUAUUUUUUUUCUUACUACUUUCCUUUCACAGUGGUACCUCGGGUUAAGUACUUAAUUCAAUCCCGAGGUCCGUACUUAACCUGAAACUGUUCUUAACCUGAAGCACCACUUUAGCUAAUGGGGCCUCCUGCUGCUGCCGUGCCGCCAGAGCAUGAUUUCUGUUCUCAUCCUGAAGCAAAGCUCUUAACCUGAAGCACUAUUUCUGGGUUAGCGGAGUCUGUAACCUGAAGCGUAUGUAACCCGAGGUACCACUGUACCACUAAUAACUGUGUCUCAUUUGGAUAAAAAAGUAUUAUCAUGCAGGAUUUGGGUUUUCAGUUUUUUGUUUUUGUUUUGUCUUGCACAGAGCUUAAUGUAACAGCAUGACAGAGCUGCACGAAGCUGUAGCAUUGGGCAAUUGUGACCUGGUGGGUGAGAUUCUCAAGACAGGGCUGUGUGACCCAAAUUGCAAAGAUAUUUAUUGGAGUGACAGAACACCACUGCACUGGGCUGCAGCAAAAGGUAAGUAAUAAAUCUCUUCUACUGCAUUCACAAAGAGGGUACUAAUCUCACAGAAAAGAACAGCAGAAUUCAGAAACAGAUAGAACAUUUCAGUCUCCUAAGAUUCUCUGCUGCUGACCUGACCUGAAAAGUGACAUUCUCCAAAGAAAGAAAUUCCAAAGGGAGGCUGCAGCAUGAAAUGUCUGAAUGACAGCUCGUUGAGAGGUUAGUUUCCGUCACAUAGGCCUUAUGUGAGUUGUUGGUUUCCUUUUCCACUAGGAGUAGGAAAUAACAUAAUAGUCUUAGGAUGACUGCACUAUGACCAAUUACUGCUUUUGUAAAUGGUCACUGUAUUUACUGAAUUGCCCCAAAUCUCAUCUGUUGCCUGUCUUGGCCAUUUGACAGCACUGCUUGCAAUUCUUGUCUUUUCAUGCGCAUGUCUACGCAUCAACACAGCAUUACGCUUUGUUCAUUUGAUGAAAUGGUUUUGAGCCAUGAAAGCUUAGCUUACAAUAAAUUGGUUCGUUUUAAAGGCUGGUGGGGGGAACGUGUGAGCCCUCCAGGUCUUUGACUCCAACUCCCAUCAGCCCCAGCCAGCCUGGUUGAGGGCCAGGAAUGGUGGGUGAGAGCCAGCAUGUGGGGAGCCACCAAUUAACACUCACACACACACACACACACACACACACACACACACACACCCUUAAGGUGCCACAGAGACUUGGGUGUAUUUGCAGCAACCGAGGCCGGCCCACUCACGAGGCAAGGGUGGCAGGAUCCACGGGGCAGCAGGUCCUGAUAGAGACCUUAAUUUUCUCCUCCACCCUUGUUCCUGUUGUACAUCUUCCCUCACCCUUCUUACCUGGCAGGGAGGGGGACACUAUUUUGUGAUUUGCCUCAGGUAGCAGGUGGCUGCAACUGGAACUUGUCUAUAAUGAAGAAAUUCCACUGUGAUCCAUUUCACCCACUUUGCUCCCAUCCUUGUAUUUCUACAGGGCACUCAAAGAUAAUAAAACUGCUUGUGGAGCAUGGUGCUCGCCUGUGCUUGAGAACUGAAGCAGGAUGGACGGCAGCUCAUUUUGGGGCUGAAUCAGGGAAACUAGGAGUGUUGAGAACCCUUCAUUCUCUGCAUGCGCCUAUUGAUGCUGCAGAUCUCUAUGGGGACACACCCAAGAGGAUCGCAGAGAUCUACGGACACAAAGAUUGUGUCACGUUCUUAGAGGUGUAAGUAUCAACAAAUUGUUAACAGAUAAAUCAAUUAUUAUUAGCUAGAUUUAUAUCCCACUCCUCAGCUGGUAGAGCAGAGAAACUACAACAUUCAAAAUAAUAUAAAAAAGUUGUUAUUUUAAAAAAUCAAGUUAAAAGAAUGCAAUUUAAAGCAGGGAUUAGUAUAAAAAUCAGAUUAAGAAGAUGAGGCUCUAAAAAUAACAGUGUUUGAGUGACAAUAAAGAGGCAGCCAAAUCCCCACUGGAAGGGGUAUUCCAAAGCUCCAGUACCACAACCUGUGCAGGUGCCUCAGGACCCCCAGGGGAGUUACGUGACGCUGCCCUGGCUGUGCAAGGCUGAAGGCGAGUGUCAAGGAGUCCUGGGGGGGUGCCAGCCAGGAGGACGGACUAACCAGGCAACCUGUAGGGGGGUGCAUUGCCAUGAGGGCUGGUUGGCCCAUAGUUAAGCCAGCUGUUGAUCCACACAGCUGUCCUGUUGGACUCCACUAUGCCUCUCUGGCCUGCGGGGGGGGGGGAGGCAGCCAGGUACGCUUGCCCCAGGCCUUGGAGGGCUAACCUGGCCAGGGCUCCUUUCAGCGCCCCCCCCUCCAGGCCUGCCGGACCUCUGCUGUCAUGCGAAGAGCAAGACUCGCACACCGGCCUCACAUAAGCUCUGCAAUGGCCUGCCUCCCCUUCCUGGCAUCCUAGAUCUGAACCAAGGAUUUUCUGUCCACCCCCACCCCAAACAGGGGCUUGUCCACACCAGAGCAAAAAGUAGAUCCCAACCCAUUGUUGUCCUGGACAAACAAAAUGUAACAUAGAAAUAAGUGGUUUGGGUUACUGAUUGAAAACAACCAAUCAGCACACUAAGAAUAUUAUAUUUUAUUGAAUAAAUAAAAGGUAAAGGUAGAGGGACCCCUGACCAUUAAGUCCAAUCAUGAUCGACUCUGGAGUUGCGGCGCUCAUGUCGCUUUACUGGCCGAGGGAGCCGGCAUACAGCUUCCAGGUCAUGUGGCCAGCAUGACUAAGCCGCUUCUGGCAAACCAAAGCAGCGCACGGAAAUGCCGUUUACCUUCCCACCGGAAUGGUACCUAUUUAUCUACUUGCACUUUGAUGUGCUUUCGAACUGCUAGGUUGGCAGGAGCAGGGACCGAGCAACGGGAGCUCACCCCGUCGCGGGGAUUCGAACCGCCGACCUUCUGAUCGGCAAGUCCUAGGCUCUGUGGUUUAACCCACAGUGCUACCCACGUCCCCUAUUGAAUAAAUAUGCCAUAUCAAUUCCAGAUGGCUUGAGAGGUUUUGUUGAAUUUGGUGGAGAUGACCGUCCUUUCUCUUUCAUCUAGGGCAGAGGUAGAGUGUAGGGAGUUCUGUCAGAGAGCAAAAUUAAAGGGGACUCAGCUGGACCUGGAGGAUGAAGAUUGGGAGCGUAAAAAGGCAGAACCUUUGAAAAAUAAAGCCUACACACAAAAGAAACUCACAAAAAAGCAUGUGGGGAAAGACAAUGAUCCAACUCCUAGAGUAAGUAAUGAGCAGAGCUCUACAGAUGCAGCCCAGCUGCCUUAGCUAAGUAACACGGACACCUUCCUUUUGAGCAGCGCUUACAGCAUCUUUUGGUUCGAUGCAAACCAUUUACUGGGCAUAUCUAGUAAAAAUUAGAGGUGAAACCGGAGCGGCUGGGGCAGGAUGCCAAGACGGUGGUGCCUGUGGUGGUGAUGUUUCAGACACAAGGUUUAUAUACUUAUGUAUGUGUUUGGCAUGUACAUUUAUGAACAUUUAUUUUAUAUUUUGGACCUUAGAAUUCUAACAACAGGAGAUAA